Molecule: messenger RNA, 2380 nt
Organism: Xiphophorus hellerii (green swordtail)
Lineage: Eukaryota; Metazoa; Chordata; Actinopteri; Cyprinodontiformes; Poeciliidae
Product: butyrophilin-like protein 8
Exons: 3
Coding region: 766-1383 (205 amino acids)
Biological process (GO): negative regulation of T cell proliferation; immune response; positive regulation of T cell proliferation
Cellular component (GO): external side of plasma membrane
Molecular function (GO): signaling receptor binding
Source: RefSeq, a predicted model, not a curated record
UUGAAAACUGUUUCACUCCUUCAGCAAACAAUCAGAUCAACCACAGCAGCUUGUUAAUCCCAGCAGGAGGCUGACUGACAAGGAGGAGGGUCUAGUCAAAGUACAUAAAUAACAAUAGAUCUACCAACAGCAUAACCUUGAAUCAAAACAAGAAACGACAGAAACAAGCUAACAGAAAGUCACUUUGCUGACUUUCUGUUGUUGCAUCAACACUUAUAAUGAAAAGCAAAGACAAACCUUAGAGACAUGAUCAGUGUGAACUCUUGUGAACUGCAGAUCUGGAUCAGGAACACGGUUGGAUUUUAUGUUGUGAUGGAUUUUAUUAGUAAGUUUAUCAUAUUUGUUUCUAGUUUUUCUUUUUUGACUUUAAUACUUUGUGUAAUAUGACAGAAUAUUAAAGUCAUUGCAGGUUAAGGAACAAAAGCAACUGAUUUACAUCAUAAAAUUUUUAUGUUUGUUUGUAGUAAAUAUGUGAAGUUAAUCAAGAUGUUUCUGAGUUUUAUAGUAGCAAUGUAUUCCUCUAUUUCUAUAUUUUUAUUUUUAUUGAUCUAUAAUAGUACUCUGUGGUACUAUGAACAUGCAGUGGACAAAAUAGUUUAUUUACUAUUUACUGUUAUUGAUAAAAUCUCUUAAAGUCUGUAAAACUAGAAAGCAGAAAAUUUGUUUUAUUUUUCUGAGUCUCUAAUUGAAGAUCCUGAGAUUUUUUUUUCUAAAUGAAGUCAGACUGAGUUGUUAUGAAUCCAGUUGUUCCUUGUAUUGUUAGUGAUGAUGUUCCUGAUGUUCUGCUGCCUCUCCUCCUCUUCCUCUCUCAGGAUGAAGAUGAUCUCCAGGAUCCUGCUGCUCCUCAUCCUCAGCUCAUGUCUCUGUGCAACAUUUGUAGUGAAUGUGACACAGAGCAGCUAUCAGGCAGAGGAGAACCACAGCAUCACUCUGGAGUGGACCUUCACCUCCAAGACUCAGGGAUCCUGGAGGGAACUGUUCAUCUACUGCAGCUUGUUGGUUCCUCAUAAAGAAUUGAUCUUCUAUCACAUACAUGAAGGUGUUGAGAUUUCAAAGUCUCAGGAUGAACAGUUUUCAGGACGAGUCCAGAGUGACAAAGACGUCCUCAGAGAAGGACGAAUCAGACUAAAUGUGUCCAGACUGAGGACUGAAGACUCUGGUCUGUAUCUGUGUGACGUGAAAACUGAAGAUGGAUUCAACUCUGGAAGAUGUCGACUCAACGUUACUGCAGCUGCUGAUGUUUCUCCAGUCCAGAGAACGACCUUGGAUCCAGAACCAGAAGGUCGAGGAAGGAUCGGCCUCCAUGUUUCUCUGUUACUGACAGCAGCAGCAGCAGCAGCUCUGAUGGUCAAACUUUUCCUGACUCUCCGUUCAAAGGGUUGAUAUGGAUGAUGAUCCUGUGGGCAGGAAGGAGCUCCAGUAGCAGUCUGUGUUGGACUAAAUAUGAAGAAGCCUCUGACUGAAGACUGUUGCUGUUUGACCAACUCAUGGCUGCAUGACAAGCAAACAGGUCAAAUAUCAGACAGCAGGGAAAAUAAUUCACUGAAACACUGGAUGACAUCAUCAGGCUCUGCUAAUCCACCUCAUCAGCUUUUGCUUCUCCUCUGUAGAGAGAGAGUAUGUUGUAAAACAAUACAUUGUUGUCAUGGUUACGUAUCACUACAAGUGUCUGAAAGUAAAAAGUGUAAGAGCAAAAAUCCUUCUAGUGGCAGAGCAUCCAGAACCAGAGAGAAACCAGAACCAGAACCAAUCAGAGCCGACGUAGCUGAGCUGCUCCAACAUGGCGCCUCCAUGUUUUCUCUGUUUAUUGAGAUCAAACUUCUGGACUUUGGUCUCAUCGGUCCAGAGGAUUUUGUUCCAGGAGUCGUUUGGUUCAGUUCUGAUGACUUUGUCCAGUUCAGUCCAGAUUAAUGGACGUUUUUACACAAGUUUAUAAUUUAAGUAAAAACCAGCUGGUGAAACGUUUAUAAUAAAUGUUAUUUUUAUAAACAACUGAUUUUUAUAAAUGUUUUUAUAUGUAAAAUAUUUUAAUUUAGUGACUGAAUGAAUCGUAGUAAAAAAUGAACAGAGUCUUUCCAUCUGUUGUUUUGAAUCAACUUUAAAAAGUUUUGUUGAAGCAAAUUUAUUGAAGUCAUUUUUCUCAGAGCUUUGAUUCAGAAAGUAUUAAAAUUCAGUCAUUUCAAAUGAAUCAACAUGAAUCUCAAUGAAAAGCUGCCAGUGAGUCGUUUUCUCAGCUUUCAGCUCCAAAAGGUUCUGUGGAUCAGAACCAUCCAGUUAUUAAAGCUGAACAGCUGAGAGGUUUUGUUACUGUGAUCAGUUUAUCUGCUUUGUUUUCUGUUUCUGCUGUUAAAAUGUAAAUAAAUCAGUUUUAUAGAAAGAU